This is a messenger RNA of Carlito syrichta (Philippine tarsier), 1593 nucleotides long. Its product is annotated as protocadherin gamma-B6-like. Gene Ontology annotation, biological process: homophilic cell-cell adhesion. NCBI's taxonomy places the organism in Eukaryota, Metazoa, Chordata, Mammalia, Primates, Tarsiidae. The record is from RefSeq and is a predicted model, not a curated record. Gene Ontology annotation, molecular function: calcium ion binding. Gene Ontology annotation, cellular component: plasma membrane.
AGGCUGGGGUGUCCGCCUGUCCUGGGCCGAAUGCUCUUCCAGUGACGCUGUGGAUUGCAGUUUCUGCGGCUUUCCAGAAAGAGAGGGCUCCAGCGGGAACCGGAGCGGACAAUGGGGGGAAGCUGCGCGCAGAGGCGCGGGGCCGGCCCGCGGCAGGUACCAUUUCCCUUGCUGCUGCUUUUGUUCUGCCCCGCGCUCUGCGAGCCCAUCCGCUACUCCAUUCCCGAGGAGCUGGCCAAGGGCUCGGUGGUGGGGAAGCUCGCCCGGGAUCUAGGGCUCAGCGUCCUGGAUGCGUCUGCCCGGAAGCUGCGGGUUAGCGCGGAGAAGCUGCACUUCAGCGUAGACGCGGAGAGCGGGGACUUGCUUGUGAAGGACCGAAUAGACCGGGAGCAGAUCUGCAAAGAGCGGAGGAGCUGUGAGCUGCAACUGGAAGCUGUGGUGGAAAAUCCUCUGAAUAUUUUUCACGUCGUUGUGGUGAUUGAGGAUGUGAAUGACCACGCCCCUCAAUUCGAUAAAAAGGACAUACAUUUAGAACUUUUUGAAUCUGCAUCCACUGGUGCACGAAUAUCCCUUGACCCUGCCACGGAUCCCGAUAUAAACUUAAACUCAAUUACAGAUUACAAGAUAAACCCUAAUCCUUAUUUUUCGUUAAUGGUCAGAGUUAAUUCCGAUGGUGGCAAAUACCCAGAAUUGUCUCUGGAGAAACUCCUGGACCGGGAAGAGCAGAGAUCUUAUCGCUUGAUAUUGACUGCCUUGGACGGAGGGGACCCGCCAAGAAGUGCCACCGCUCAUAUAGAAAUUUCUGUCAAGGACACCAACGAUAACCCCCCGGUGUUCAGCAAGGACGAAUAUAGAAUUAGCCUUAGUGAAAAUCUGCCCCCUGGUUCCCCCGUGCUGCAAGUGACAGCCACGGAUCAGGACGAAGGGGUCAAUGCCGAGAUAAGCUACUACUUCCGGAGCACUGCCCAGAGCACAAGGGACAUGUUCUCACUGGACGAGAAAACCGGUGUGAUUAGGAAUAACCGGUCAUUGGAUUUUGAAGAUGUAGAAAGAUACACCAUGGAAGUGGAAGCAAAGGAUGGAGGUGGUCUCUCUACCCAGUGUAAAGUAACCAUAGAAAUAGUCGAUGAAAACGACAACAGCCCAGAAAUAAUCAUCACUUCUCUCUCUGAUAAAAUUUUGGAGGACUCGCCCCCGGGAAUGGUUGUUGCCCUCUUCAAAACACGGGACCGGGAUUCUGGGGGAAAUGGAGAAGUCACGUGCAAUAUAGAAAGAGAUGUACCAUUCAAGAUUCAUUCUUCUUCUAAUAACUACUACAAGCUGGUGACAGACAGCGUCCUGGACCGGGAGGAGAUACCGGAGUACAACGUCACCAUCACAGCCACAGACCGGGGCAAGCCGCCCCUCUCCUCCAGCAUAAGCGUCACCCUGCACAUCUCCGACGUCAAUGAUCAUGCCCCAGUUUUCCACCAGGUCUCCUACGUGGUCCACGUGCCAGAAAACAACCCACCUGGCGCCUCCAUCGCGCAGGUCAGCGCCUCGGACCCGGACUUGGCCUACGGCCAAGUCUCCUACUCGAUCGUGGCCAGCGAC